UAGCCGUUGUUGUUUCUCUUAUUUAUACAUGUCAUAUUUCAUUCAUCUCAACAUUCAAGAGUUGUUUUGUCCUCUCAUAUUGUCUUCCUCCUAUCCAAUUACACUGAUAGUUUCUCAUUGUGUCAUAGAAUGGAUCCAAACAAUAUGGCCAACUUGGACAUUUACGACGUUGUCAUUAACGAACUUAUCAAUGACACGACUAUAGAAGAUAUGAUGCAGGAGGAGAUGGAGUUUUAUCAACGACGUGCCAACACCGUUAGGCCCAAGCGAACAAGAAAGGUGAUAGAGAGAGAUCGUGAAGCUGGGAACGAGCGGUUGUGGAAUGACUACUUCUCCGAAAAUCCUGUGUACACGGAAGAGCUUUUCCGACAAAGGUUUCGAAUGCGAAAGCAUGUGUUCCUCAGAAUUGUAGGGGCCCUUGGGUCUCAUGACCCGUACUUUUUAAUGUCUGUCGAUGCAGUUGGAAGACAAGGCCUGUCACCAUUACAAAAGUGCACCGCCGCUAUUCGUAUGUUGGCGUACGGAUCACCUGCUGACAGUGUUGACGAGUACGUUCGAAUUGGUGAAAGUACUGCAAUUGAGUGCUUAAAGAAUUUUGUGGAAGGUGUGUGUGCAGUAUUUGGUGAAACAUACUUGAGGCGCCCGAACCAGGAAGACAUUACCCGCUUACUUCAAUGGGGCGAGUCUCGUGGAUUUCCAGGUUCUAACAAUGACAUUAAUGUGCUAAAUCAAUCUCCGGUUUUUAAUGAGGUUUUGAGUGGAAAUGCUCCCAUGGUGAACUUUAGCGUGAAUGGAACAAUGUAUAACAUGGGAUACUAUCUAGCAGACGGUAUCUAUCUCCCGUGGGCUACAUUUGUGAAGACCAUCCCAAUGCCGCAAGGAGAAAAAAGGCAAAAAUUUGCGAAAAGACAAGAAGGAGCAAGAAAGGACGUUGAACGUGCAUUCGGCAUUCUCCAAUCUCGGUUUGCAAUAGUUCAUGGUUCAUCACGCUUUUGGCAUCCGAAUGAGAUGAAGUCAAUAAUGUAUGCUUGCAUCAUAUUGCACAACAUGAUUGUUGAAGAUGAGCGCAACACGUACCGAGGUAAUUUUGUUUAUGAUCAGGUCAAUAAUGACAUAUUGGAUGCUGAAGUAGUAAGUGGUCCUAUUCCCCCUUUUAGAAAUAUCUUGGAAAGAAGAGCACAUCAAAUUGAUAGGUCAAUUCAUCACCAGCUUCAAGCAGACUUGGUGGAGCAUAUUUGGCAGCUUCCCGAAAACGAGAAUAAUGAAAAUUAACCUUCAAGUGUUAUUAUGUAUUUCAUUUCAAAUGUAUUGUUGCUUAUUUUUCAUUGUCAUGUAUUUUCUUUCGUCUUUAUUUCUAUCAUUCAAUAAAAUUGUUUUUGCUAGAAAAAACACAAUGUACUUUUUUAUUUUUGUUUCAAGUUAACAUGCCGAUAUUUAAAUUUAAUUGUUUUAAAUAUUA
Molecule: messenger RNA, 1459 nt
Organism: Lotus japonicus
Lineage: Eukaryota; Viridiplantae; Streptophyta; Magnoliopsida; Fabales; Fabaceae
Exons: 2
Coding region: 130-1272 (380 amino acids)
Source: RefSeq, a predicted model, not a curated record